UUAUUAGCUCAGGUAUUUCGUUUUGGACAGGAAAUCGAUCCGAGUUUGUUCUUUGUAUGGUUCGAAAAAGUGCAACUUUGUUUCAACUAAUAGGGGAACCACGAAAAUAUGACAAUAAAUGAAAUUUUCGUUCCGAAGAACAAGAACACUAUAUAGCUACUAGAGAAUUGAAAAUGUUAUUAUUUUUAUUGCACUACCCACAACUCGUUAAAAUUGAAUGUUCUUCUAGAAGAAAAUCUGAAUUUAAACAUUUGCAAAAUAAUACUAUUUUUAUUCGAUUUGUCGGUUAUACGUUAUAAUUUUUCAUCGAAAAACUGGUCAGUUUUUGAAUGAGCCUUUUCGAAAAGUUAUUUUAGUGAUGAAUACUUUCCGCUAGUUAAUCUCAUUUAUUUAAUUGCAAAAAAAAUUGAGCAUUUAAAUUAGAUUGGCAAAAAGUCCCGUGCGCGGACGUAGAAGUGACGAACCGUGCGAGCAAACACUCUGCGGCCUUUUGACGCAUACUCGAGCUGGCUAGAGGCACCAAAAUUUACUGGAAUGAUGAAAAAGCUUUAAUCUUUCAUAAUUACUGUUCUGUGCUGACCAGUGUAAUCUUUCCAAGAAAACAUUGUCAUCCCCGCACCUAUGACGAAUCCAUUCCGCCGUGAAACCUACCGUUGCGAAUGGUUACACUUGAUUUUGUUCGUUCUCAUUUAUACUACUAUAAAGGCUUGGUUGUGGUCUCUCUCGCAAGUAAUAAUCGAUUAGGUAGUGCAACGGUGGUGGCGUGCCACAAUGAAAACACAAAUGGUACUAAUUGGACUACUGGCAGUAGUCGCAGCAGUGGAAGCAGCAAAGCUGCAAUGUCCCACGACUGAAGAUCCAGCGAAUGGAAUCAUCUACGGCAAAAAAGCCAAACCGCACCAGUUUCCCUAUCAAGCGCUAGUGGUGUCCUACUUAGGAAACGGAUAUGACAAAACUUGUGGCGGAUCUGUGCUGACGGAAAAUUAUAUUCUUACCGCGGCUCAUUGUCUCCAAAAUUCUGGUUCGGUAGUUACCUCGGGAAAGGUAAUUCUCGGCGCUUACAACAAGGACGAUCAAGAAGAGGAAACACAGCAGAGAAUUAAGUUUGGUUCGAUUAAUAUUCAUCCUCAUGCGAGUGGUCUCCGCAAUGACAUUGCCACCAUUCGUCUGGAGAAACCAGCUGUAUUCGACGAUUACGUCCAACCAGUUAUUUUGCCGGAAGCGUCCGACGAUCGAACGUUCGCCGGAAUGACUGGUAUCGCUUCCAGCUUUGGACGGCUGUCCGAGAUAGUGCGAUAUACCAGCAAUGUUAUUAUGACCAACGCCGAUGGUUCGUCGGAAUUGUCCAAUAACGAUCUGAAGGCUCAGUACUUGUGGUUUUGCAUAGCCGGUGACGUCGCGGUGUGUCACGGAGAUUCCGGAAGUCCUCUGGUCGUGAAAGAUGGUGAUCGCAAUCUGCAGGCGGGAAUUUCGUUAACCGUUACGAACGAGGGCUGUGGAACGAUUCAUCCGACUCGGUUUAUUCGAGUUUCCCACUAUUUGGCUUGGAUCGUGGAGAAUUCUGAUGUGCCAGUGGAGGGAAAAUGAUGACUUUUAUUUUAUAUUUUGUUUUAAAAUUUGUAAGGUUGUCACUAUUUUAGGUGUAAGUGUGAACAUUUAGUAAUAAAAUUUGAUAAAUGUUAAACGCUCUGACGAAUCUAAUUCAGUAUGUUCAAGAAAAGGUUCAACUAUUGGCGAGUUACCCUGCUUUUAUUGAAUUUUAUAUUUUGGCAUUUAUUAUCAAAGCCUUGGGUGCUACAUUCAGUAUCGGAACUCGACCUUCUGUUUAUUAUACACAGACUUCGCAACCAACUGUUAAGUGUACAGGACAAUUGCGGGGCUAGCGCUACGAUCCUACUGAUACUAACAGUUUCUCCCGAGCCGAGACUUGAACCUACGACGACUGGCUUGUUAGGCCAGCAUCGUACCUCGAGGCCAGCUGGGUGCAUUUAUUAUCACAGAAUACAAUAACAACAAUUGAAAAGAAAAGUCAAUAAAAUUAUUCCCAGGAUUAAAUUGAAUUACACGUUAAGAAGUUAUGAGUUUUGCACUCCCAGCGUGGCUUCGAAGAAUAAUCGUGAAGAUUCACAAAUUCCCAAAAACAACUAUAUAGACCACACCAGAAAGUAUGGGAACAUUCAACCGUGAAUUAUUUUCUAUUGUCAAAUUCGUUUUUACGGAAAGACUAUACCGCCCCGGACUACACUUUGCAGCUGAAAAAAAAAACUUUCCGAGCAAUUGCAAUGGUGUGCGUAAUACCAGAGGUAGCUAUCACUUUUGUUUUGGUCAUUAUCGCCAUUGUCUUUUUAUCGCGUUUGUGUUACUGUACGAAAAAUUUGCCAAUUUACCGAAAAAUGACAAAAUAACAAAAUGAAAUAAAUAAAAUAAAAUAAAAUAAAAAUCCAACCUGAUGUUUGACACGCGAAGAACGAUAAUCAAAGCAAACCGAUUUUGACAUUUUUUUUUUAUUUUGACACAUGUGUGAAUGUGUUGGUGUCUUUAAAACUGCACUCUGUUUUUUUCGCGGACUGUCUUGGAUAUUUUCAUCAUUUCCACUCUAGUCUUUUAUCAAUAAAGACCUAUUUGUAUUUGGUUAGAGGCCCAGAUCAAAAGAAAUUUCUAGAAAAUUAUUUUCACCUGAAGCAAACGAAAAAGUGCUCUUGAAAUGAGCGAAGAAGAACUUUGGCUGUUCAACGGCAACAACUUCAUAAAUUGUAAGUUCCGGAUCGAGGUGUUGAUGGAGGACAGGACAAGAGAUUGCUGGACUGUCUGAAGAAAGUAAUCGAGGAGAAGGAUCUUGCGAGGGAACUGCCAAAUGACUCUGCGGACGUUAAAACGGAGAAAAAGCAGAAAGCCCGGAAGUGCAAAAACUUGCUCAUCCACCGAAUCGCGGAAGUCCAGUUGGAGUACGUCAAGGACAAGCGCACGUCAAAAGACGUUUGGGAAGGUCUGAAGAACACGCUCGAACGUGUUGGAAUCGCCGGCAAGCUGUUUAUGCAAAAGCGGUUCCAAGAACUGAAGUUGAAAGAUGCUGAUGAAAUGCUACGGCCACAAGCAUGUGGAUUGCCCGUAAAAUGUUGGUAACAACCGGAAAAGAACCCAGAAGCUGAGAAGUUCAACCGAAACUAAAAAACCAAUGCAAUUUUGACAACCGAAAAUGAAAUGGCUUUCGUUGCAGCCACGGGUGACGGUGACAGCGCUUUUUCUGCACCUGCUGCACUGACAGGAUAAUGAAUUGAGUGGUUUUUGGAUUCGGACGCCACAGAGGCAAUUUCUUUUUUCGCAUCCUCUGACAAGGAUGGGUCACAUUGCGCUAGCAAAAUCGGGUCAGGUGCUCGUAAACAAGUUGGCCGGAACGGUCCGAGUGAACAUGCUCAUCAAGGAGAAGAAGCAUCCGUUCGUCAUCAAGGAGGUGCUGUAGGUACCUAAUUUGCAGUGUAAUUCAUUUUUGUCUCGUCGGGUAGACGACGAUGAAAUGACGCUAAAAUUUACCGGAAGGAUGGUACCCAUCGAAAAUGACAAUCGAGUGAUAAACGUUGGACAAAAGAAGAGUCAAUUCUAUUCGCUGGACAUCAGUCUCUGAAAUUCGACGAGGUCAGUAGAAGCGAGCGCUCUGAUGUCAAGGCAGGACAGUUUCGAAUUGCGGCAUCGACGAUUCGGUCAUCUGAGAGAGACGACACAACAGCGAAAGACCAUGAUUGGCCUGAUAGGAUCAUCUGCGUGCCUGGCCGGUGUGCAAACAAGGCAAUCGUUCGACGAGAUGACAGAGAGACGUUUAUCCCGGCCAUUGGAAUUGGUCUAUUCCGAUGGGUACGGGCCAUUUACCACUUCACAGUAGUAUAUCCUUCGGAAACAAAAAAUGAAUUUGAGGAACAGUUGAACCAGUAUCGUGCGCAAUCUUCGGAACGAGAAUCUCCAGGCUUAGGUGCGACAAUGGUGGGGAGUACACGUGCAAAUCAUUCCGGAAAUAUUGCCGCACUGAAGAAAUACGAAUGGAAGUAACUGUACCAUACAGUCUGCAGCAGGACAGAGUCACAGAGAUAAUGAACCGGACUCUUCUGGACAAGGCCCGGUCAAUGUUGGAGGAUGUUAGUCUCCGCAAGAUUUUGUGAGGCGAGGUGGUGGUUACAGCGGCAGAUUUGCUAAAUCGUAGUACGACAUCUGUCCUUAAAAAAAAGAAAAUUCCGUUCGACAUAUGAUACGGUACGAAGCCAAACAUCGACGAGCUAUGAAUUUUUUGAUCAAUCGCCUGUACGUGGAUUCCGAACGUAAAACAAGCAAAAUAGAUCCGAUCUCCGAGAAGAACGUGAUGAUCGGGUACACAACGAACGGGUUUGAAAUACUAAGAGGAGGAUGGAAGGUGCAGCUGAUCGUGAAGCCUGUCGAACUGGUAGUGCUGGAACCGGAAGAUGGGGAAUAUGAAGUCCGUUUGGUGGCUGAAUGUCCAUCAGAACCUUGCCUGGAACCGGCAGCAGAACCACUAGAAGCGAACAGGAAGGCAGAGUCCCCUGUAAGUUCUUUGAUUUUAUUACUAGAUUUAGAGCCACUUCUGCAUUGAACGCGGAGGCAUUUGUGGAAAAUCUUCCAUCCACAAUUGAUGGACUGAUGAAGAGGAGUGACUAGCCUCACUGGAAGGAUGGAUUGACAAUGAGCUGGAGUCGCCCCAAGUAACCAAAAGUUCGAAUAAAAGUAGAAUUCAUAGACUAAUCAGCCAAUCUAACAAUCAUGAAUAGAAUUCUAUUCAGCUCAAUUUUUAAGUAACUAACCGUACUUUCAAGUUCGCAUUUGUUGAAUAAACUUCGAGUAGCAUCCAAAGCAGCUUCCGAACUAGAAAGUUCACAUUAAGUUCGGUUAGGUCACUGAACAGAGCGCUAUUCAGCUUGAAAAGAAAACUUUAAAAUACUUAAAAUAAAAAUCAAUUUGCAAUUAUUCAAUUCGCUUACUCAUGAUUCGUGUUGCUUCAUCAAUCCCAUGAUAAUCAUUUACUGAAGAAAUUUAGAUCGAAAGGAUAAUGUCUGGCUUCAUUUAUUAUUAAAUUUCAUAAUUUUUUUUUUGCAACUUACUACACAAACUUCGAACUCGAGUCCUCCCUCUUUGAAGCCUAUAUUCAUACCACUGCUCCGUUCCCGCUAUAUGAGAUCAGCAUCGAUUUUACUCGAUGUGCUGAUUUCUCUUCAUUACCUACACGUUCAUAGUGAUAAAGCAUACCGGGUCUCUCUUUCAGCUUGAGAGUUCAGAUAAAGUACAGGCGGAACCUCAUGCGAACUAGGAAGUUCAGAAAAGGCUGACGCGGAACUUUUUCUGAACUUUCAAGUUCAGAAGAAGUACGCGCGGAACGCAAUGUGAACUUAAGUCUGACAGUUCUCUAGUUUGUUUUGAUUUUGCUGCAGUUCGUUGGUAAUGUAAUUGAAAAAGGUUGUGUACGCAAUAUUUUCCUUCCAAACGUUUACUGAAAUUUUAUUCUGGUAAGCAGUAUAUACAAAAUAUGAUAAAUGUUCAAAAUCAAUAAAAACUUUUUCGGUGAAUAGAUAUGCUGUGUGCUGCAGUCGAAACGACCAACGCCUUGGAACACAGGGAACUCUCGGUGGUGUCCGAGAAAUGGAUUCAGGCCUCCAAAACCGGCAACAUCAUGCUGUGGCCUACAUAAAAUACACCCAAGAUUUGGGCAAAUUGCUCAGGGAUGAAAGCAUAACGCACAGCAAAUGUCUAACGGGAAUUCACAGCACAUUCAUGUGUAUCUAAUGUAUCGCACACAUCAUAAUUGAUUUCCUGUGAGGUAACAGAAGAAAGUGUUUAGAUAGAGAAACCUUCAAGCACCCUAAUAUUACCUAUUGAAAUCAUAGCUUUGUUUUUUUUGCGAUUAAUUUAGAUUAUAAAAUUCCGAUGAUAAUAAAAUAGACCACAUGUUUUAUUGUUUUUGAAAAACUCAUGUUUUAUCACUAAUCCUGAAGCAAACUGCACUUUCGCCAAAGUAGAGUAAAGCACGAGUCAGAACUUAACAUGAACUUUGAAGUGGAAAUGAAGUACGACAUAGACUUCUCCUGAACUUUCGUGCUGAUUAAAGGUAUGGAUAAAAUGCUAACCGAACUUUAAUUUCCGGCUGCUUUAAGGUUCACGUGUGAACUUUGUGUGAACUUCAACGUUCUAAUGAAGAGGAGCAAGCAGCUUCUCCUGAACCUUCGUGCUGAUUAGAAGUACGGAUAAAAUGCUAACCAAACUUUAAUUCUAAGGGUUUUGAAGUUCACGUGUGAACUUUAUGUGAACUUUAAGGUUCCAAUGAAGAGUAGUAAGCAGCUUCUACUGAACUUUCGUGCUGAUUAGAAGUACGGAUAAAAUGUUAACCGAACUUUAAUUUCCGGGGGUUUUGAAGUUCACGUGUGAACAUUAUGUGAACUUUGAGGUUCCAAUAAAGGGGUACAAGCAGCUUCUCAUGAACUUUAAAGUUGCUUUCAGGUGUAGACGGUACUUUAUUUAGAAUGAAGUUCGGUUUGUAAGUAAUGUGUCUUGUUGUUCAGCAAGAAAGUUCCGCGGAACCAAAUCCGAACCUUAUGUGAACUUCUAAGUUCGUUUGUUAAGUGAAAUUCGAACUUCUGGUUGCUUGGGGCUGCACAAAAAUAAAACUUGGGUACUUAAUCCGAAACCAGGAGAGACCUUAUGGACAGCAAGUGGGUCCUUCACGAUGAAGUUAGUAGCAUCGAGCGGUACAAGACUCGGUUAUUAGCAACGCUAUGGUUUUGACUGCGCCGCUGGUGGCAAAGAUAACCAGGGUACGAGUGCUGUUAGUUGUCGCAAGUCAAGAGAAGAUUCAUGUUCAUCAGAUGGAUGUGGAGACGACUUUCCUGUAUUAGAAAUGUUGAAGAAAGAAAUCUACGUGCGAUAAUCUGAGGGAUUCGAGCGAAAUGGUCUGAAUUUCGUCUGCCACCUCAAGAAGUCACUGUAUGGGUUGGAGCAAGCCCCAAGAAGCUUUUGCUUUGCUUCAAACUAUCCAAUCUGGACAGCUGCCUUUACCGGAAACAAAUCUGGUCCGUUGUCGUUUAUCUGCUGCUCCAUGUGUAAAAUUCUUCAGCAGAUUUCAAUCUGCACCAACCAAUAUUCAUUGCAGCCUUCUAAAAAGAGUCCUCCGGUAUUUGAAGGGUCCCAUCAACUGCAGUUUGGGAUUCCGACGAUGUGAUGAAGCUACACGUUUGCUUGGUUACGCUUGGAAGACCGCCGAUCCGCACCUGGCAAGUAAUCCAAGUUUAUGGUGAAGCCAUUCCGUGGAUGACCAAGAAGCAGAACACUGUUGUGUUGUCUUCAGUAGAGGCCAAAACGUUUCGCUGAGCCAAUCUUCCUGCGAAGCAAUUUGGUUGACUAAGUUUUUGGAAGAGCUUGGAGUACAGAUGGACUAUCCAGAACCAUUGAAUAAGGAGAACCAAUGCUGAGCCUCCACCUUUUAUUAGAAUCGACCCAGAAUUCCCCAUGAAUGUUUCUUUUUUAUCUUUGGAUAGCUAUUGCUUUUACGUACAAAACUAAACGGUGUCCUAGAUCAACUAGCAUCACAGACAAAAACGCUGUAGAAAAUUACCCAUUGGGUAUUUUCUCAUGAAAUUUUGGAUAGGAGUAGUUUAGAGUGUACGCUGUAUUUUCAUCGCUGCCAUUUUUCGAAAAUUGGAAGAAAUGGCGUCACUAGAAAAGCACCGUGAUCUUGCGCAAUCACCUGGUAAAUCCUCAACUCUCUCCUCGGGACAUCGGAUCGAUUGAUUAAACGUUACCAGGAAACUCUGAACAUCGAACGGAAGGAAAAAUGCGGUCAGAAUGGAUGUUUUAUUAAUGUCGUGAAAGCGUUUACGCGAAAUCCUAAUGAUUCUUUCAAGGAUGUGGUCAAAAAGUUGACUGCCCAAGUCUUUCGUUCAGAGAGCGAAGGACCAGGAGGAGCUGCGUACGUACAUAAUGAAGAAGGCUCCAAAUCCUGACGAACGGCAAAGUACGGUACGGAAGUCACGGACUCGGAAACUGUUCACCCAGAGCCUAACUUUUGCAUCAUGAAUGAUGAAACUUACGUCAAGACGGACUUCCGGCUGCUUCGAAAACCACUGUUCUUUGCCGCCCAGCACAAGGUCAAUAUUUUGGAGGAAGUAUAGAAGCAGAAACUUUCAAAAUUUGAGAAGAAAUACAUGAUUUUGCAAGCGAUAUGUUAAUUUUGCAAACGGAGUGCACCGCCUGUGACUACCAGGACUGUAAAUGGGGAGAAUUAAUUCAAGGAGUGUCUACAGAAGCAUUUGCUUCCUCUGUUGAAGCAACACGAGGGCCUUGCGAUCUUCUGGUCGUUCAAAUUGUGACCUGGAGUGAUACGUACCCAAGAACAAUAUUCUUCAACAACAACAGCAACCUUUCCACCAAAUUGACCACAGGUUCGUUAAUUAUUGGUAAAACCGUUUUGCAUACACGAGAAUGAAAAAUAAGAUAGGAAAACAAUGCUCCUAGCUCUCAGAUUUUUCUCAUGAAAACAGAAAAAAUCGAUUAGCAUGAUAUUCUAAACCCUGUGUAACGUACAAUAGCAGGAAAUCCAAUCGCGUCCUUUAUCCUUCGCCAGCAUCGAAGUUCAAUAAGUAAACCAUGAAAACUAAACAUCCUUACACCGUGCCCAGGAGUCGAACGCCUUCGACGUUGACCCUGCCCCCUAGCUUCCACAUCAAUUACGACAAAAGGCAAAUUUGCUCCGCCGUCCUUGGUAUCGAACUGUACUCCACCGCGUAGUGCCUUAAUCAUGCUGCAGAAUCGUGAUUUACGAGGGCAACCAAUUCCGUACCGUUCGUUGCCAAUAGAGACUCGCCGUGGUUUGUUUACGCCCACUGCGCACAAUCGAACGUUCAUUAAUUCAUUGUUUCCCGAGAGUCUAA
This is a messenger RNA of Wyeomyia smithii (pitcher-plant mosquito), 8918 nucleotides long. Its product is annotated as chymotrypsin-like. The transcript has a single exon. Gene Ontology annotation, biological process: proteolysis. Gene Ontology annotation, molecular function: serine-type endopeptidase activity. Bases 772 to 1587 code for a protein of 271 amino acids. Lineage: Eukaryota; Metazoa; Arthropoda; Insecta; Diptera; Culicidae. The record is from RefSeq and is a predicted model, not a curated record.